This is a messenger RNA of Guillardia theta CCMP2712, 453 nucleotides long. RefSeq lists its product as hypothetical. The record is from RefSeq and is a predicted model, not a curated record. Gene Ontology annotation, cellular component: cytosol; nucleus. Gene Ontology annotation, biological process: cellular heat acclimation. The transcript is spliced from 3 exons. The coding region runs from base 5 to 247 and encodes 80 amino acids. Gene Ontology annotation, molecular function: transcription corepressor activity. NCBI's taxonomy places the organism in Eukaryota, Cryptophyceae, Pyrenomonadales, Geminigeraceae.
AGCGAUGUCGGCGGAAGAGAAAGACAUUCCCCAGAACACACAGGAUCUCACUGUUUUCGUACAGAACCUCCUUCAGCAGAUGCAACAGAAAUUCCAAGACAUGUCUGAUGCCAUCAUUUCAAGAAUUGACGACAUGGGAUCUCGCAUCGACGACCUGGAGAAGUCCAUCGGGGAGUUGAUGGCUCAGGCGGGGAUCGAGGAAUCUCAGGCAAGCAUCACCGAUGCGGAUGCAGAAGCAGGAUCGUAGGAUUCGGGAGCGUUCUCAUCGUCCUGUUCUCAUCCAACUAUUUUCCAUGGAACCUUUUUCUCACGGAUCUGCCAGUAGCGGCUCAGGCACAAAAGUCAAGAACUCAACGUCUGUGAGACUUCCUUGCUCGGAGAUCUGAACUAUCCCAGCAGUUCCUCGGUGUGUAGCUGUGCUAGAUAUGGAAUAAAUGCCAGGAGAUACCCCGG